AUGACGGAUAAACAUGUGCUACUAGUUGGAUUAGCUUGUCUUGACAUCGUAAGUGUUCAUGAUCAUUACCCAAUAGAGGACACUGAUUCACGAUCAAUUAAACAGUUCUUGACCCGUGGUGGAAAUGCAGGAAAUACAUCUGUGGUAGCUUCUCAGCUUGGGGAACAAGUUGAAUAUCUCGGAACUAUAGCGUCUCAUGUAUUCUCUGAAAUUAUUGAGAAAGAUUUCCAGCAAUACAAUGUAAAAUUCGUGAAUUGUCGUUUCCAUGAAAACUGUCUAACACCGACAUCGUGUGUUAUCAUAAAUGCAACGAAUGGGACUAGAACUAUAUGGCAUGCAAACAAUUCUUUGCCUGAGCUCAGUGUGGACGACUUUUCUAAACUUAAUUUAUCUCAAUAUAGUUGGAUCCAUUUUGAGGGUAGGAAUAUCACUAACAUUUUGAAAAUGAUUACAAUUAUUGAGAACUACAAUUCAAGCAUUACUGACCACAUAAGAAUAUCAGUGGAACUUGAGAAGGCAAUAAAAAAAGAUAUCGACAAACUUCUACCCCUGGGCCAUGUGGUAGGUUUCAAAUGA
Messenger RNA from Anneissia japonica, 576 nucleotides. Its product is annotated as ketohexokinase-like. The transcript is spliced from 5 exons. Bases 1 to 576 code for a protein of 191 amino acids. Lineage: Eukaryota; Metazoa; Echinodermata; Crinoidea; Comatulida; Comatulidae. The record is from RefSeq and is a predicted model, not a curated record.